GAGUACAGUCCUCGACCCACGCAGAGCCAACAGCAGAACACAUCUGUCAGGCUUCAACUGCAGCCCGACAGCUUGUGGUCUCUAAUUUAUGGAGCGUCGCCCUGAAUGGAAACAGGGAAAGAAGGAGUGGGAGAGGGGACAAGGAACAGGUACACUCCAGGUCUGCGUCAUACAUAUAUAUGUACCUGUGCAACAUGUGCACCUGCACAAGAGUGGCAUCAGUCACUUUGUUGGGACAGAAAUGGCCUCAAGUGAGGGGAACACAUUUAAGAUGACGUCUUUGGACCAUGACAUCAACCAACACUUUCAGGAUGCAAUAGAUGUGAUUCAGCAGCAUUCCUACUGUGAUCCAGAUUACAAAUAUUAUGAGACCCUGGUUAGCCCGCAGUCACCUUCCCAGUGUCAGAUCUCCUGCUGCUUUGUUACACACCCGUCUGACAUGCCGGUUCCAGCGUAUGACUGGAGCGACACGCCUUACCAGUCCUGGCCUCAGGUCAUGCCUGAUGCCUCUCUAAGCCACUCGGUGCAAAAUGAACCCUCACAUUUCUACUCCAUCUUACCACCGUCAAGGAGCAGCAAAGGUCGUAAGAAGCUCAGGCUUUACGAGUACCUCCACGAGGCUCUGAACGACCCCAGCAUGGGUGACUCCAUACAGUGGACGGACAGCGGCAGCGGCAUCUUCCACUUCAUCUCCAAAAACAAGGAGAAGCUGGCCGAGUGCUGGGGACAGCGCAAAGGAAACCGCAAGACCAUGACCUAUCAGAAGAUGGCAAGAGCUCUGAGAAACUACAGCCGCACAGGUGAGAUUGUCAAAGUGCGCCGCAAACUCACCUACCAGUUCAACCCAGACAUCCUGAACCGGCUGGGCUCUGCACAGGUGCCAGUGCACCUGCCCUGCCAGCCCAAGCAAGAAGAAGUCCACAGCCAGCAGGAGCACCCAUCUGAACAGAGCUACUGCGGCUCUGCAACUGCAGACUGGCCCGGUUGGUACUACGGACACUAUCAGCUGCAGGAAGACUACGACCUGGCCUCAAGCUUUGCCUCACACAAUUCAACCAAACUCUAAAAUAUCGAGCUCAAAGGUUCAGAGUGAAACGUUUUUUUCACUUUUCUCAAGCCUUCAGAACAAUCCUGCCAAUUCUAACUUAUUCUACUGUUAAUUAUUAAAGAAUAAAGUCGCAGCGAUGUCCACCAGCCUCAGCAGUUUCUGUAAAUAAUCUGUAGAUAUGAUCAUGAAGGAUGUGUACAUUUAAGUAAAAGCUUCAUGCAUCUUAAACUGUUACUGUUACUCACUAAAUGGGCGAAUCUCGUUUUGUCCGUUUGUGAGCAAAUUCAACACUUUCAAAUGAAGAAGCAUCAAAUCUUUUCAUCUUUAGUUUAAUUCUUACAUUUAUGAGAUAUUUCUCACAAGUCAUGUUCUGGCCUCACAGAGGACACUUUGAUUUUCAUGGACUGGAAAACCUGCAUUGUGUUGUUUACAGGCUGACCUUUGCGAAACGUUUUUGACCUUUUCAAAAAAUGCGAUUCAACAUCUUGUGACUCAACAGGUGAUCAAAUGCAUUAAUGAACCCUAAAAACAAAACAUCUACAAAAAUACGUCUUUUGAUCUAAAUAUAAUUUUCAUUUUUAAGAGGAUUAACACAAAAAAUCUUAAAAAUUUGAGCUGAAUGAUCAUAAAUAUGCAGCACUUUUGUUCAAUUCAAUUCAAAAAUACUUUAUUAAUCCCAGGGGGAAAUUUUUUGUUGUUCAUAAAUUAAGAUUUGAUAGAGAAACUAGUUGUUUUAAUGUUCUUUUACAGAAAAAGCACAAAUGUUUUGGUGUUUAAGUGCGGAGAAAACAAAAGCCAUGUAUUUACCAUGUAUAUAUG
This is a messenger RNA of Nothobranchius furzeri (turquoise killifish), 1867 nucleotides long. It is a transcript of the gene spic, whose product is annotated as Spi-C transcription factor (Spi-1/PU.1 related). NCBI's taxonomy places the organism in Eukaryota, Metazoa, Chordata, Actinopteri, Cyprinodontiformes, Nothobranchiidae. The record is from RefSeq and is a predicted model, not a curated record. Gene Ontology annotation, molecular function: DNA-binding transcription factor activity, RNA polymerase II-specific; sequence-specific DNA binding. Gene Ontology annotation, biological process: regulation of transcription by RNA polymerase II; cell differentiation. Gene Ontology annotation, cellular component: nucleus.